This is a messenger RNA of Salmo salar (Atlantic salmon), 4742 nucleotides long. RefSeq names its product TNF receptor-associated factor 6. Gene Ontology annotation, biological process: innate immune response; regulation of apoptotic process; protein ubiquitination. Lineage: Eukaryota; Metazoa; Chordata; Actinopteri; Salmoniformes; Salmonidae. The record is from RefSeq and is a predicted model, not a curated record. Gene Ontology annotation, cellular component: plasma membrane signaling receptor complex. Gene Ontology annotation, molecular function: zinc ion binding; ubiquitin protein ligase activity; tumor necrosis factor receptor binding.
UAAACCACCAAUGAGGCAGAGAAGAGCGAUGAAAAUGCAGGAAGUAAUUAAUUAGCUAAGGAGAGUCAGUCAAGAAAACUGAUGUACUUUCAAGGCUACGAUGUCCUGCUUUGAGAGUGAUAAGAGCAGCCUGGAGAAUGAUGAAGGGUGUUGUGGUGGGGCGGCUGCGUCACAGCUGUCCAACUGUGCGCUGGCCAUGCUGGAGAAAGAGGGCAACGACUCUGUGCUGAGCCCCACGGAGAGUACCCCCACCAGCCUACAGGGCGGCGCCCCACUGCAAGGCUACGACGUGGAGUUCGACCCUCCGCUGGAGAGCAAGUACGAGUGCCCCAUCUGCCUCAUGGCCCUGAGGGCAGCCGUGCAGACGCCGUGCGGCCAUCGCUUCUGCCGCAGCUGCAUCGAGAAGUCCAUCCGUGAUACAGGGCAGAGGUGUCCAGUGGAUAACGAGGUACUACGGGAAGACCAGCUGUUCCCAGAUAACUUUGCCAAGCGGGAGAUCCUCUCCCUAACGGUCCACUGCACCAACGUAGGCUGCACUGACAAAAUGGAGCUUCGCCGUCUGGAUGGCCAUGUUACCAAAUGUGAGUUUGCCACCGUGCCGUGCCCGCUGUGCCAGGAUGCGGUGUGGAAGAGCCAGCUGGAGAUGCACCAAAGCCAACACUGCCAGCGGAGACCUGUGUCCUGUCCCGACUGUGUAGAGAGCUUUGUUUACGAGGACAGCAAGGUUCAUGAGUCGCUGUGUCCCUUUGCCAACGUGGUGUGUCAGUACUGCGGUAUGGAGCUCAUCAGAGACCAGUUGGAAUCUCACUAUGACACAGACUGUCCGAAGGCUCCGAUCGCCUGUACCUUCAGCACUUUUGGAUGUCGAGAGAUGAUGCAGCGCAAUGACCUGGCGCAGCACAUGCAGGAGUUCACUCAGAUGCACAUGCGCUGCAUGGCUGAGUACCUGCACAGGCACAGCCUUACCGGGUACACCCAGCCACCACCUUCUGACGACCGAGGGGCUGCCGCUGCAGAGCAGGGGGCACAUGCAGGAGCUAGCAGCAGUGGCGCCCCCUGCCAGUGCUGCGGGGAACUGCAGACCAUGCGGGAGACCACCCAGCAGCUGGAGGGCCGUCUAGUGCGGCAGGACCACCAGCUACGUGAGCUGAGCAUUCAGGCGGGCCUGGUGGCAGAGCUCCGUCGUAAGGUCACUUCGCUGGAGGAGAACCUAAAGGAGCUGGAGGCCAAGCAGUGCCAGGGCGUGUACGUGUGGCCCUUGGAGGGCUUCUCGGGCUACCUGCGUACCCAGGCUGCCGGACAGCCCGUUGUGGUGCACAGCCCGGGCUUCUACACGGGCCGGCCGGGCUACAAGCUGUGUCUGCGCCUCCACCUCCAAACGCCCUCGGCCCAGCGCUGCUCCAACUACAUCUCACUGUUUGUUCACACCAUGCAGGGUGAAUUUGAUGGGCAGCUGUCGUGGCCCUUCCAAGGCACCAUCCGGCUGGCCGUGCUGGACCAAGGGCCUGAGGGCCAGCACCAUGUGGAGGUGAUGGAGACCAAGCCUGACCUGCAGGCCUUCCAGAGGCCCACCAUCCAGAGGAACCCCAAGGGUUUUGGCUACGUCACCUUUCUGCACCUGAUGGAGCUGCAGCAGCGAGGGUUUGUGCACGACGACACGCUGCUGGUGCGCUGCGAGGUGACGCCGCGCUUCGACACCUCCCUAAGGCGCGAGGGGGCGGCCAUGCAGCCCAGAGGGCCCGAGGUCUCGCUGUGAGGACCCUUUUAACGUUCAAGCGACGAGGUCAAUCGGCACCAACGUUAUCAGUACAAAGUAUCAGUUUGCCAUUUUCCUGAGUUCUUGUAUCGCACAGGAUCAUUGCAUUGGGUUCAGACAUGACCAACCUCAUGGGAAAGUGUACUGCUCACUUGUGGGUUUUAUCUCCAACUCCAAAAGGCUUUUCUUUGCUGUAGCUUUAGAGUGAUGGACUGGAUGUUGGUGGCAAUUAACACCAAGGUUUCCUGCAACAAGUCGAGAGCUUGGGUCUAUAUGGUGUUAUCUGCAUUUGUCAAAAUGGAGUUGUUGACAUUAGCCUUACUCUAUUCAAUGUUCUCUACCUAUAUAUUACUCUAAAUACCCCAAUUCAUGUUAAGUUCAAAAGAAUACAAGAUAAAAAAUACCUGACACCAUUCAAACCAAUGAGGGUUCAGAACUUUAAAGCCGAUCUCACAAUCAUCUAUUUGCAGACAGAACGUUCUAGUCCCAAGCUCUGUGUUCCAUCACUUAUCCAGCAAUGUGUCGCAGGCUACUGUACUGCUCCAAUAGAUAGGAUUUCAAAAUGUCUUAUGAUGCCUACAUUAGGUUGUAAUAAACAUGACUUUGGUUUCAGUGCAUCAUUCUUUGUAACAGCUUUGUAGCGGAGACGGCAAAGUCUCGUUAAAUAUCAUAACAUUACAGUUUAUGAUAUUUAUGUCAAGCUCAAAGUCAUGUUUAUGACAACUUUAUGUUGGCAUUAAAGAAGCCAAUUCAAAUAAGAUGUUACCAGAAGUGUAUUUCUGUUGGAGAUUAGGAAGGGGACAGAGAGUGAUGUAGGACAGAGAGAUACUCAAUCAAAUGAAUCCUUUUAGUGCUUUUUACAAAACACAGCGAGGACUGGGGCAGGACCAUCUGUAAGUGAGAGAUGACCAGAGGCAGAACUGCCUAUCAACUUAUUGUACAUCCUGCAUGACAAGAGAGUCAGGAUCACUGGCAUUUCACAGGUCUUCUGGUUGGAGGAUCAUACAAGGAAGAUGGGGCAACAUUCCAACCAGGGUCUUUUGUCUGGGAAUAUGUGGGAUGAUGUGACAUCUCUAAGACCUCUUCUGGAGAAGAGAUUUCCAGAACAAUGGCUGAGAGUUAGGACAUACAAUAAGCAGUGACAUAUGAAUGAGUUGGUAUACACAGUGGUGUAAAGUACUUAUUUAAAAAUGCUUAAGUACUACUUAUGUUUUUUUGUUGUUGGCGGUAUCUGUACUUUACUAUUUAUAUUUUUGACAACUUUUACUCCACUACAUUUCUAAAGAAAAUAAUGUACUUUUUACUCCAUACAUUUUCCCUGACACCCAAACGUACUCGUUACAUUUGGAAAUGCUCAUGAUUGCUGCACUUAUAUCUAUAUUUUUUUACCUUCAUUUUAACAGGGAGAAAUUGAGACCUAGGUUUCUUUUCCAAAUGUGCCCUGUAUAAUACAAUAUAAAUAUACACAUUAUACAGAACAUAUUACAAUACAAAACACAGUCAUGUUAAGCACUAAUAAGACAUCACAAAUCAUUCAGAAAAAGUUACAUUCCUCCACGAGUAAGUCCCCAAUCAAUACCUUAAAUUGCCUCAAACAGCACCAGAACAUCAAAAUGAAAUGUAUUUAUAUUUUUUGGGGCAAUACGGUGCAUUUAAGCUAAAACCAGAUUUACCUAGCUCUGUGGAGACCCUAGGAAUGUCGAGUUAACGGGUUAGGCAACUCAGGUGUCUAUACUUCAAAAGCUAAGUUAGAUAAGACGGAAGUUUAUGAAGUAGGGGCUUGUAAACAAAAACGGAGUAAUGUAGAGAUCUACGGGUCUUUAACGAAGUCCAGCCAACCUUUUGAUACAGGAUGCAGUGUUGUGAUGAGUAUCACAUCUCUGGGCUGUAACAACGAAGGGCAUUAUGGUAGAUGGAAUCCAUAGCUUUAAGAGUAGUAGCAACUGCAGUUUGAUAAAUAAUCACCAUAAUCAACAACAGAUAGAAAGGUUGACUGAAUAAUCUGCUUCCUACUGCUGAGAGAAAGGCACCAUCGGUUUCUGUAGAAAAAAGACCGCUUUAAGUCUUGGCUUCUUAACCAGCUCAUCUAUGGUUUUUUUUAAACGUCAAAUCCAUAUUAAUCCAAAUGCCUUAUUAUUUAUAUGCGGGAACACGUUCGAUUGGAGAACCAUCUAAUGAGCGAACAUGUAGUUCAUCUGAAACAUUGUUACGAGAGUUUAAAAACAACAUGUAUUCAGUUUUGUCCAUAUUAAGCACAAGUUUUAAAUCAGUAAGAGAUUCCUACAUAGCUAUAAAAUUGGACUAGUUUUGACACCGCCAGAUCAAUAGGGGCGGCAGGCAGCCUAGUGGGUAGAGCGUUGGACUAGUAACUGGAAGGUUUCUAGAUCGAAUCCCUGAGCUGACAAGGUAAAAAUCUGUCGUUCUGCCCCUGAACAAGGCAGUUAACCCACUGUUCCCUGGUAGGCCGUCAUUGUAAAUAAGAAUUUGUUCUUAACUGACUUGCCUAGUUAAAUUAAAAAAAUAGAUACAUAAUAGUAUCAUCCACAUAUAGAUGAAGUUAACGGAUUGACCAAUGGUGUUAAUAUAAGUAGUGAAUAGAACAGGUCCCAAAAUCGGGAUUUUACAGUUUUUCAGAAUUUACUCGGGUUCCCAUUACAAUCCGAAAGAGCAGUUGCAUAAUCCGAUUUAGCCUUGCUGAUUUGUCUUGCACAAUAAUUCCUCAGUUGCUUAAAGCUUGCCAGUCUGGGCCUAACCCUGUGUUCCUGGCCUUGACCCAAGCGUCAUCUCUUUUAUAAAUGACUUCUGAUAAUUCUGGAGUGUACCAGGCAUUCCAUCUACCUUUAACCCUUCAUUCUUUGAAGGGAGCAUGAUUAUCCACAAUAGUAUUGAAGACAUCUGCGAAAAGGCUGAAAGCUAAAUCAUGUUGAUAGAUAGCUGAAAUACAAUCAAAGUCACUGAAAUAAAGAUUAAAAGCCUGUUCACUUAA